Molecule: messenger RNA, 1924 nt
Organism: Anolis sagrei ordinatus
Lineage: Eukaryota; Metazoa; Chordata; Lepidosauria; Squamata; Anolidae
Gene: CYP8B1
Product: cytochrome P450 family 8 subfamily B member 1
Molecular function (GO): iron ion binding; sterol 12-alpha-hydroxylase activity; heme binding
Source: RefSeq, a predicted model, not a curated record
UUAAGCUCAGCUUGCUGUGUAUCCAAAGUUCUCCGGCUCCACCCUCAGUCGCAGAUCAUCAACCUUCUAACCUGACUUGUUUUGCCACAGAGCUCCAAGAGAGAGAGAGAGAGAGAUGGAUUUCUGGCUGACAGUCCUAUGUGCCCUCCUGGCAGCCAUCCUAGGGGGGCUCUACCUGGCGGGGGCAUUCCGCAAGCGGAGAGCCAAUGAGCCCCCGCUGGACAAAGGCCUCAUUCCUUGGCUAGGGCAUGGUUUGAACUUCAGGAACGACAGUCUCAGUUUCCUGCAGGGGAUGCACAAGAAACACGGAGACAUUUUCACCGUGUUGAUCGCCGGACACUACUUCACCUUUCUGAUCGACCCGCUGUCUUUUGGAGCCGUGGUGAAAGAAGGAAGAGCCAAGCUGGAUUUUAUCACCUAUGCUGCUGAACUUGUCCGAAAUGUGUUUGCCUUUCGGCCUUCUGAAAAGACCCAUAAGGUAAUAGAGACAGCGAGUGUCAAGCACCUUAAAGGAGACGGGCUGGAGGUGAUGACCCAAGCCAUGAUGGACAGCUUGCAGAAGGUGAUGCUUCGCGACCUGGGCUCUGGAGAAAGUCCUAAACCUUGGAAAGAAGACGGGCUAUUCCACUUCUGCUACAAUACAGUCUUCAAGGCUGGAUAUUUCGCUUUGUAUGGAAACAAGACUGGUAAAGGGGAGAAGGAGAAAGAAAAUGCCUUGAAGCAAGACCUCAAGGAGUCUGAAGACAUCUUUAAGGAAUUCCGCAAGUAUGACCAGCUUUUCCCCCGCUUAGCCUAUUCGAUGUUGUCUUCUGGAGAAAAGAAAGAAGUCGAAGGUCUCUGGAACUACUUCUGGAACAUCCUCGCGGUGAAGAACGUCUACCAGAAAGACAACAUCAGUGGCUGGGUAAAUGACCAGCAGCAGCAGCUUGCUGAGUCUGGCAUGCCCGAGCACAUGCGGGAUCGGUUUAUGUUUUUGCUCCUUUGGGCAGCUCAAGGCAACACGGGCCCGGCUUCCUUCUGGCUCCUCACUCACCUUCUAAAGAAUCCCCAAGCCAUGGAAGAGGUGAGGAAAGAAGUGGCCACAGUGCUGAGGGAUUCUGGUCAGGAGCUGAAGCCGGGCAACGCUUUGCUUAAUGUGACUCGGGAGAUGCUAACCAAAACCCCAGUUUUGGACAGUGCCGUGAAAGAGGCCUUAAGGAUGGGAGCGGCUCCGAUGCUGAUCCGGGCCGUGCUGGAAGACAUGCAGCUCAAGAUGCACGACGAGAGGGUGUACUCCUUGCGCAAAGGGGACAAGAUCUCCAUCUUCCCCUAUUUGACCCACAUGGAUCCGGAAAUCCACCCCGAGCCCCAUCUUUACAAGUACGACCGCUUCCUCACCACGGAUGGCAACAAAAAGGAAUUCUAUAAGAACGGGGAAAAGUUGAAAUACGCCACCAUGCCAUGGGGCGCGGGGAUCUCCAUAUGCCCGGGGCGCUUCUUUGCGGUCAGUGAGAUCAAGCUCUUUGCCUUCCUCAUGGUCGCAUGUUUCGAGAUGGAGCUGGUGAACCCGCAAGACCACGUUCCUCCGAUAGACAAAAGGCGGUACGGGUUUGGCGUCAUGCAGCCCACGCAUGAUAUCCAGUUCAGGUAUCGGAUGCGCUAUUGAGUGGCACGGAACACAAGCCAGGAGUCAGAGACCUGUCUGUUUUUGGACCCAAAUAUUGUUGUAGGGACCUAACGUUUAAACAUUGAUUGUGUGUGUUUUUGUGGGUAGAAGAAAGCACUUGUUUAGGAAUGUUUCCUGGCACUGUAAGAUUGCAAAGGGAUCUUGUAGCACUUUAGAGACUAACUGAGACAACAAUCUUGGCAACCUAAGUUUGUAGACUAGGCAUGGGCAAAGUUGGGCCCUCCAAGUGUUUUGGACUCCAACUCCCAGCAUUCCUAA